Messenger RNA from Amoebophrya sp. A25, 2691 nucleotides. NCBI's taxonomy places the organism in Eukaryota, Dinophyceae, Syndiniales, Amoebophryaceae. The record is from the annotation of a GenBank genome assembly.
AGAAGGCAAGGACGUUUUUGUUCCCAUGAUCUCAAUUUUUAGAGCUAGUUUUCUUUGCGUCCCCAUUUACAUUUGGAGAUUCUUGAUGAAUACUUUCUUUAACUUGUGAUGAUUGCGAUAGCGAUUUGACUCUGACGCGUCACCGACGUUCUACUUGAUCUUUUUCUCUUGCUUCGUUGUAUGCUUUGAUGUCGUCAUUUUCUUUGAUUGAGUUUUUGGCUGUGUACUUGUACUAGAGAUUCACCCCCGCCUUUCGAAGUUCAUCUUGAACCUCCUCAGCAAGGGAAGAACUCGAACUCGAUGCCAUUGUAGACACCGAGCAGCCACUCCACACUGACAAUGGAAAAGCCCUCCAAGUCCCCUCGUCAGCCACCUCCCGAACUCGAGUACGAUUACACUGCUGUAGAAGCGCAACUUCAAGAGCUCAGUCAGAGGAGCUCAAAAAGUGCUCCUUUUAUACCGCCUGAUACGCCACCUGCGUACGCGUUAUUGGCGAGCGUUUUUUCGACUUCUAGUAGGUCAACAUCCUCGAAACAAGGUGCUGCCACUGACGGUGACGCGUUGGAAGAUACGAGCAUGAAGUUGAAGACAACGUCUGUCGUGGCAGUUGCGAAAGGGAAUACUACAGUACGCUCUGCAGCAGAUGAUAUGCGUCUUCCUUCACCUGGCCGAGCAGCAGUGAGGCCUCCUUCACCUGGACCUGGAGGAAAAAAUAGCAGACAGCUGCCUUCGCCUACUGCUGGUCAGCGUGAAAGAGCCCCCGCUCCAUUAGAUGAAGAUAUGAGAAUGACGGAGCAGAAGCGUCCUGAAAGCCCAAAACGAGUUGCCGGGGAUCCGGUUGAAAUGAUCAAAAUGACCUCAAAUCCUCUCAGUGUUGAGCAAGUGGAUGCAGAUCUGUUACAACAACGAACGAGGAUAUUAGCGCAAGAAAGGGAGCAAACCCAAAGGGAGCAAAGAGAACCUACUGCACAACAAGGACUCCCAGUCGAAGUUGAACUGCAACUCAUGCGUCAACGCUUGCAUAGUAUGGAAAAACAACUCGUUGAUCAGGAAACGAAAGUGGAUUCGGUUGCGUACGAUAUGGUCAAUUCACUGUUGGACUCGGCAGAACUAGGGUUACAGCAGCUUACAAGGAAACAUACUGGGACGAUAGUUACUAGAGGACUAGUACAAUCACCUAGCGUAGAAGCUCCAAGGUUAAUAUCUCCGAAGACGAAUAAUAUUGGACUUUUUACAAGUUGUCCACCUAGCAGCUCUUCUCAGCCAAGAAGCUAUCAACAACAAGUACAACAAGGUCGACCUCCAGUCUUACGAAAUGAGGUGCUCCAAAUACAACCUUACAUAAGGUCGCCUACGCAUAACUCGCCUAAGAAUACCCAUAAUGCUGGAGCGAGGGACGAGAGGGAGAUUAGUACGAUCGAUCACUUGCGGAAGCGGAAGCUGAGCACAUCGACACCCGUAGAUAAAUGCUACACUCGACCACAGCAGGAGGUUGAAACUGCUGCGACCAAAACAAAGAAUUAUGACCUCCCGAAUUAUGGACCGAUGGUGCCGCGCGUACCUGCAGAAGAAGUGGAAAGCAAGGCAGGUGGUUCUUUGCUACCUUUAGCAGACCGAUGGAAAGCACUACAGAAGACACGUUUACAACUUUUCUGUGAUAAAUCUGGAGAACUGAAGACGGUCUCCAUGUUCCGAGCCAGGAUACCGCAGCUGAACCUCGUCACGCGUCCGUUCGUGGAUAGAAUGAGAGAACCUGCGGAACCGAGGUGCUACUUGUGAUUACCUUAAGAUUACUUUGUUGAUUUGCAUUUGUCUGAGAUGGAGCAUAUUUAUUUGUAAUUUAUACAUACUACUACCUCCUUCUACGUAAUUCUCAUCUGAGGUACAACGUUAGUAAUUGUUGUGGUAAUUUAUAGGCACCGUCAAACAAACUCUCAAGAAGUAGCUGCUGUCUUUGAGUUUAACGAGAAGAAGAACGUGCACGCCCCCUGACUUUCUCUUUCCCAACAAAACAGUCCCGCCCCCGACAACGAUCUCUGCACUGCUGUCGACAUCGGCAACAUGGUCAGAAAGUCUUAUGCAGAGAAUGAAGUCUCUCUAGCCGCUCGCCGUCCCCGGUCUACAUUUGGUGUCAGCGAGGCUGCCAAACGCCUGGACCAUCAGACAUUCAUCGCACGAAAAUCCAAAAUCCAAAAAUCCAAAGGUGCCUCCGUGAAGAUCAAUAGCAUGGCGGAGCCAGCGGAAGAUAAAGGGAGAAGAAACAGCACUUCUAGCACUUCUUCGGGUCCCGGUCGGGACCUGAUCAGUGCCAAUGUCCCCCGUGAAGUCACGACUUCUCCUCGAGAUCUUUGUCAACCAGAAGCAACUAGGAGACCUGCGCUGGAGGUGCGGGAAGGUCCGAAUCGAAGCAUGCCAAGGCCAGAUCAGUUUUCUCCCUGCAAUCGUUUGUGGCGUGCUGCAUGAUGAGACAUCAAGAAAGAUGACGUGCAUGAUGAGCAUAUUGAUGAACUUGAUGAAGCUUGAAGACGCUCACGCUUUUUACAUUAUAUGAACUUUUGAAAUUUGAACAUUUAGGCUCGCGGCUUUUUCUCGAGCGGAUAAGAAGGUGACCAUUGGGCUUGUAGUGAUAAAAUGAUCUAUCUGUACUUGCAUUGAUGAAAACCAAAAUCAAAAUUCUUGGUGAGGAGCAAU